Melopsittacus undulatus (budgerigar) is the source of this 1848-nucleotide messenger RNA. RefSeq names its product semaphorin 6C (gene SEMA6C). Gene Ontology annotation, cellular component: plasma membrane. Gene Ontology annotation, biological process: semaphorin-plexin signaling pathway; axon guidance; neural crest cell migration. The transcript has 17 exons. The record is from RefSeq and is a predicted model, not a curated record. Gene Ontology annotation, molecular function: semaphorin receptor binding; chemorepellent activity. The coding region runs from base 1 to 1848 and encodes 615 amino acids. Lineage: Eukaryota; Metazoa; Chordata; Aves; Psittaciformes; Psittaculidae.
AUGCCGCCGCUGCCGCUGCCCUUCCUCCUCCUCCUCCUCCUCCUCCUCCUCCUCCUCCUCUCCGCCGCCCCCCGGGGCUCGGCGCAGCCCUUCCCUCCGGACCUGGUUCCCCGCAGCUCCGUGGGGCUCGCAGCCACCGCCGCCUACCCCCGGUUCGGGGGCCUCCGGGGGGACAACGUCACCGAGCAGCUCGGGCUCGACUUCCAGCGCAUGCUGCGGCUCAACGGAUCCCUGCUGCUGGCGGCCCGGGACCACAUCUACGCCUUCGACCUGGGGCAGGACAAGGGGAUGCUGUACCCUGAGCGGCACCUGACCUGGGAGGCACGGGACAGGGCCAACUGUGCCAUGCGGGGCCGGCUGCAGGAUGAGUGCCACAACUACAUCCGGGUGCUGGUGCCCCUCGAUGCCCGCACCCUCCUGGCCUGCGGCACCAACGCCUUCAGCCCCCUCUGCCGCACCUACCAGGUGAGCAGCCUGGAGCAGGAGGGUGAGGACGUGAGUGGCCAGGCCCGAUGCCCCUUUGACGCCCAGCAGAGCAUCGUUGCCCUCUAUGUUGACGGGAGCCUCUACUCUGCCACCGUGGCCGACUUCCAGGCGAGCGAUGCUGUCAUUUACCGCAGCCUCAGCCCCGGGCGCCUGCCCCUGCGCAGCCUCAAGUACAGCUCCCGCUGGCUGCAGGAGCCCCACUUUGUGCAGGUGCUGCCCUAUGGCCCCUUCGUCUACUUCUUCUUCCGGGAGGUGUCAGUUGAGCUCCGCGCCAUGGGCAAGGUGCUGGUGUCGCGGGUGGCGCGUGUCUGCCGCAACGAUGGCGGCGGCUCCGCGCGGGUCCUGGAGCGGCGCUGGACCUCGUUCCUGAAGCUGCGGCUGCUCUGCGCCCUCCCCGGCGACACCGACUUCACCUUCGAUGUCCUGGAGGCCGUGACCCCCCCCCGGGCCCUGAACGGCAGAACCGCUGUGCUCGCCCUGUUCGGCACCCAGCCCAACAGCAUCCCCGGCUCCGCCGUCUGUGCCUUCUACCUGGCGGAUGUGGAGCGGGCGUUCGAGGGCCCCUUCGCUGAGCCCCACGGCACUGCUGGCACCUGGACCCCAGUGCCCGAGGAGCAGGUGCCCCAGCCCAGGCCUGGCUCCUGCGCCGGGAUGGGACCGGCCGCCGGCAUCAGCACCUCCAGGGACUUCCCGGAUGAGACCUUGUCCUUCGCCAAGGAGCAUCCCCUGCUGCAUGGGGCCGUGGCACCCGCGGGAGGGCGGCCCCUGUUCACCCGCACCGGCACCAGGCUGAUACGGUUGGCGGUGGACACGGGCGCGGGGCCAUGGAGGAACCAGACUGUGCUCUUCCUGGGUGCGGAGGACGGGCGGGUGCUGAAGGUGCUGAUGGGGACACAGCAGCCACCCAUGGGCACCCCAGCACCGGGAGACAGCGACGGGGACACCGGCUCUGAGGCGCUGCUGCUGGAGGAGAUCAGCCUCUAUGACCCCGAGCGGUGCCGGGGUCCGCGCGGUGCCAGCCGCGUGCUGGGGCUGGAGCUGCACGUGCCGGAGCUGUUCGUGGCCUUCGCGGGGUGCCUGGUGCGCAUGCCCGUGAGCCGCUGCGCACGGCACGGGGCGUGCCGCAGGAGCUGCGAGGCCUCACGUGACCCGUACUGCGCGUGGCUGCCGCGCGCCGGCUGCGUGCUCGUCCCCGAGCACCCCACGAGCGGCUUCGAGCAGGGCGCGGACGGAGCCGACGGGGCCUGCGCAGAGCCAACGGCUGCGGGGGACGACGGCAAGGACAGAGCCCAGGCUCUGCAGCGCUCCAUGAAGCCCCCGGUGCUGCCCAAGCCCCUGCAGGCACCCCCCGGGUGGCCCUGA